Molecule: messenger RNA, 1548 nt
Organism: Chelmon rostratus (copperband butterflyfish)
Lineage: Eukaryota; Metazoa; Chordata; Actinopteri; Chaetodontiformes; Chaetodontidae
Gene: foxn4
Product: forkhead box N4
Exons: 9
Coding region: 1-1548 (515 amino acids)
Biological process (GO): regulation of transcription by RNA polymerase II
Molecular function (GO): transcription cis-regulatory region binding; DNA-binding transcription factor activity, RNA polymerase II-specific
Source: RefSeq, a predicted model, not a curated record
AUGAUAGAAGGUGGAAUUGCAUCCAGGAUGUCAGGAAUAAUUGAGAAUGCUGGGCAUCAUCCGUCUCCUCAGGACUACAGGCUUCUGACCACGGACCCCUCCCAGCUGAGGGAGGAGGACCUCCCUGGGGACCUGCAGUCUCUGUCAUGGCUCACCUCUGUGGAUGUGCCCCGACUACAGCAGAUGGCUGAUAGCCGAGGCCACAGUAACGGGCCCUCCCAGGGCAGCCUGUUGGAGCAACAGACAGCUCAGCUGAGCAACAUGACGAUGACAGCGGGUCAAGGCUCCAUGCUCCACCUCCAGAGCAACAUGCAGCACAGCCCUCUGGGAAUCAGCAUCAUCAACACACACAGUGGAAGCAUGUCUCCAUUCUCCAUGAAUGGGCUGCCCUCUCCGGGAUACCAGUGCCCUACCUCAGUCUACCAGCCUACACCCCAGCAGGUGUACUCUCUAACCCAAACCGGACAACAGUGUUCAACUGGUGGGCUUUAUAGCAAUGUCUCUUUCAACAACCAAAGUCUAUUCACACAACCUCGCCUGGCUCCACAAGACCAGGAGCUGCAGCCCAAGUCUUUCCCCAAGCCAAUCUACUCCUACAGCUGUUUGAUUGCAAUGGCGCUGAAGAACAGCAAAACCGGCAGCCUCCCAGUCAGCGAGAUCUAUAGCUUUAUGAAGGAACACUUUCCUUAUUUCAAGACUGCACCUGAUGGAUGGAAGAACUCAGUCAGGCACAACCUGUCCUUAAACAAAUGCUUUGAGAAAGUGGAGAACAAGACGAGCAGCUCGUCCCGUAAGGGCUGUCUAUGGGCGCUGAACCCUGCCAAAAUUGACAAGAUGGAGGAAGAGAUGCAGAAGUGGAAACGCAAGGACCUUCCAGCCAUCCGCCGCAGCAUGGCUAACCCUGAUGAGUUGGACAAGCUGAUCACAGACCGCCCGGAGAACUGCAGACGUAAGGCGUCAGAGCCCGGCAUGACCCGGCUGCCCGGCUGUCCGACUGGCCUCUCGCUGCCCGUCCCGGCCCAGAUGCAGCCUCAGCCUAUAGUCACGCUGUCCCUGCCCUGUUUACCCAUGCACCAGCACCACCAGCUGCAGGCCCAGCUCCAGGCUCAGGCCCGCCUGGCCCCCAUGUCCCCUGCCCCGGCUCAGACACCUCCCCUCCACACGGUCCCUGACCUCUCCCACAGUCCGCUCACCCAGCAGUCCAGCAAGCCGUCAGAUGAUUUCUACAGUGUGCACGGUGAUACACACACAGAGGUGGAUGCACUGGACCCCAGCAUCAUGGACUUCGCCCUUCAAGGUAAUCUGUGGGAGGAAAUGAAGGACGACAGCUUUAACCUGGAUGCUUUGGGUACCUUCAGCAACUCCCCCCUCCGACUAUCAGACUGUGACUUGGGAACAGCCAACCUCCCUCCCGUUUCCACUGGAGCGAACCUGCCGCUGUCGGAUGUGCAAGUGACGGGCCUCUACACCUCCUACGCCUCCCAGGAUCCCCUGUCUUCCCAGUACAUGGUCACACCAGCCAACAGCAAGCCCAUCGCCCUGUUAUAA